AGCAAUGUCUCCGAAGAUGGAUUUAUCGGGAAGCAGGCGAACGAUGAGCCGAACACUUACAGUUUUACUGUUGAUCGGUUUGGCGAUGGCAAACAAAACGAUGGACACGCGGGAAGGCGAGGAUGUAACGCUGAAGUGCCGCUUCAACGAGCACUACUCCGACCGGGAGUACUCCUACUAUUGGGCCCAACAGUCACCGAACAAGUACGACAAUGUUGCUAUUAAGGGAGAUACCUUUAACUCUAACUACAAGAUUGACUACCGACCAAACCAAGGAAUUUACGAUUUGCAAAUCUUUAACGUGUCCUAUGCCCGAGAUAAUGGGCGAUUCGAGUGUCGCAUCAAGCAGAUCGGCAGCGAUAAUGCGAUCUAUGAAGAUUACUACAAUCUGACAGUGCUCACACCACCGCAGCCACCGUUGAUCUUUCCCGGAAGCGAAACAACUGCCACGGAAGAUAAAAAGCAAGAGCUCACGUGUAGCAGUGUGGGUGGUUCUCCGGAUCCAACGAUUUCCUGGUAUCGUGAAGGAAGUACAACACCUCUAGCUGCCAAUCUGAUCUACGGUGGAUCGCGUGACAUGCAGACGACCAGCACAUUGACCAUUAUCCCGCGCCGAGAAGAUGACGGUGCGAAGUUUACCUGUGUCGUGUGGAAUCGGGCUAUGCCGGAGAGCCAGCGAUUGGAAACGGUUACGACUUUGUCGGUGAAUUAUUACCCCCGUGUGGAAAUCGGUCCAGAAAAUCCGCUGAGUGUGGAGCGCGAUCAGACGGCUAAGCUGGAAUGUAACAUCGAUGCCAAACCGAAACCCGAGCAGGUAAAGUGGACACGGAAUGGACGCUUCAUUUCGUCGCACCCAACGCACACAAUUCAUCGUGUGUCGCUACAGGAUGCCGGUCGUUACACCUGCUCGGCUGAUAACGGGUUGGGUAAGAUUGGCGAACAGGAAAUCACACUGAACGUCCUCUACCCACCGAUUGUGCAAAUCGAAACGAAGGCCAAAACGGCAGAAGAGAAGGAAACGGUUCAUAUUAAGUGCAACGUUACAUCCAACCCACCGCCGGUGACGAUUGAGUGGCUGAAGGAAGGCGAUAUUGAUUUCCGGCGUAAUGGCGAUACGCUUGUGCUGCGGGACGUGCGAGCGGAAGAUGCCGGAACGUACAUUUGCCGGGGCAUUAAUAUGAUGAAACCGUACGGCGGCAAGACGCUUGAGCGUGAAGGUAACGCCUCGGUAGCACUGCUGGUGCGCCACCGCCCUGGGCAGGCUGUAAUUACGCCGGAAAAACCGGUUGUGCAUGUGGGCAAUAGUGUCAGUUUGAUGUGCAAAGCCGAUCCUCCAGGCUAUCCGGAUCCACAGUACCGUUGGUACCGGGAUGUGGGCGGUGAGAUGUCAACCACGGUGAUUGCCCAGGGAGCACAAUAUCUGAUACCGAAGGCGGGACUUUCGAGCGAAGGAAAGUACCACUGCCACGCAAGCAACGAACUGGGCAAUGGGGGUAUGGCAAGCGCUACGCUAGAAAUUCAUCAACCGCCGCAAUUUUUGGCCAAACUGCAAUCAAACAUGAUCAAGCGUGCUGGUGAGGUAGACUUUUUCGUAACUUGCAGUGCCAAAGGAAAACCGGAACCAUCGAUCAUAUGGCUGAAGGACGAUGUGGAGAUCACGCCGGAAUUACACCGGUACGAGGUGAAGACGAACGUAGACAAGGGACCUAACGGUAUGGUAACGGUACAGAGCAUGCUCAAGUUCACGGGCAAAGCGCGACCGAACGGAAACGAUCUUAUCUCCACCGAUCGUGGUCAGUACACGUGUUUGUACGAAAAUGAGGUUAACAAGGCAAAUUCCACGAUGCAUCUGAAAAUCGAGCAUGAACCGAUCGUACUGCACCAAUACAACAAGGUGGCAAACGAUAUUAAGGAAACGGCAGAAGUGCUGUGCAAGGUACAGUCGUACCCAAAGCCAGAAUUUCUUUGGCACUUUGGAACGACACUGCUAAGCACGGGUGGACAUUACGAAAUCAUUACCAACUCGGACGGUAACGACGUGUACACCAGCAUCCUAAAGAUCAGUAAUGUGCGUCACCAGGACUAUGGAGAAUAUCAUUGCCGUGUAUCGAACUCGCUGAACCACAUUCAGGUACCGAUUAGAUUGCAACCGAAGGGUCCGCCAGAAAAACCGAACAAGCUGAAGGCAGUCGAGCUUGGCUCAAACUAUGUGAUUCUUUCGUGGAAUCCUGGAUUUGAUGGCGGACUGGUCAACACCAAGUAUUUCGUUUCCUACCGGAAAAUAGUGAUCCCGAACGAAAGUCUCAUGACGGAAGAGUGUGCGGCCGUGGCUGCUAGCGGUGCCGAAUGGAUGGAGUAUGACUGCCAGCGUGAAAUGCCCUGCACUAUCAGCCCACUGGACCACCAUCAGAGUUAUGUGUUCAAAGUGAAGGCAUUGAACACGAAGGGUGUUUCGGAGCAUUCGAAUGAAAUAUCCGCCACGACGAAGGUGGAAAAGAUUCCGAUUCCACUGUUGGCUAAUUUCGAUCCGGAAACGAAGAUAUUGGGAUUAAAUAUCGGUGCAACCUGUCUGUCGAUGGUGGCGAUAGUCGAAUCGGUUAUGUACGGCGAUACUCCAAUGGCAGCGUGGCACAUUAUCGAGAAGGUAGAUUUGCAGGUUAACGGUCACGAUCCGACGUACCGCGAGCACGAAAUUAAGCACUUUGUAGCGAACAGGCGCAACAACGGCCGCUCAUUGGGUAACACGCUGGACGACAUUCCAAUACCGAUCGAGGACGAGUUGAAUCCACGUGUGCGCGUAAAGUUGUGUCUCAAAAUCAAUCACGAGUACUGUGGCGAAUAUCUGGAGGCUGACAUUGGACAAUCCCUCAUCCAGGAAGCCUCCUUUGUCGAGCUACCGACAUUGAUAGCGAUUGUGGUGUCGUGCGUUGUGGCCGGUCUGUUUGCCGUGCUGGUGAUUAUGUUCUGUCGCUGCAAGCGCAACCAGAUGAAAGAAUCGGUCAAGUCCAAGGAGUAUGAUAUCGAUUCGAUCCAUCCGUCAAUUGUGGCUCAACAAAACCAGGCCCCGCCACCGUACUAUUCUGCCAGUAGCUUAGAAAACAAGGCGCUGGAGCAUUCGAUGGAUUUGGCAAUGGAUCAAAAUACGGCGUUGUAUGCAAGCCAACAGCCAACGUAUGGAUACCAUCAACAAAAUGCAAUGAUUCCACAAGUUCCGCAAAAUGAUUGGUCAAACAUGGGCUACGUAGAGAACUCGUACUCGAACUCCAACAACGGAGGAAGCGUCAACUCGCAGGACUCAAUCUGGCAACUGAAAAUGUCAGCGGCCGCCUCGAACUCGGCCAACAUGAUCCCGCAGCACAACUACAUGGACCAGCAGAUGCAACAAAACUACGGCUAUGACCCAAUGACCCAUGGGGGAUAUGGUGCCGUUGACGAUUACGCUCCCUACCCACAUCUAAUGACAACCGCUAGCCAACACGGUGGAGAUGACUAUCAUCAUAACAUGCGCAACAGCCAGAAUCCAUCGCGCCAGGACUACUGCAGCGAUCCGUACGCCUCCGUACACAAACCUAAGAAACGCAUGGAUCAGCAUAUGGACUUUGUUGCGGAAUCCCCGUACCACGAUGUGAGUGGCCUUCCUGAUCCGUACAUGGAGCAGGACGAAGCAAAGUCUCCCGUGCAGAAUCAGCAUCUCUCGAUGAGCUACGAUGAUGCGCUAGCCAUGGAAAGUGGUUACUCGACACCAAACUCCCGCAAUCGUCGUGUCAUUCACGAGAUUGUGGUGUAGGCAACAUAUCCAUUGCCCAAUGCAUUGGUGCAACGAAGCAACGAGCUAGAACAACGACAACGAAUCAAUGAUGG
This is a messenger RNA of Anopheles maculipalpis, 3861 nucleotides long. RefSeq names its product hemicentin-1-like. Gene Ontology annotation, biological process: cell-cell adhesion. The transcript has 8 exons. NCBI's taxonomy places the organism in Eukaryota, Metazoa, Arthropoda, Insecta, Diptera, Culicidae. The record is from RefSeq and is a predicted model, not a curated record. Gene Ontology annotation, molecular function: cell adhesion molecule binding. The coding region runs from base 5 to 3787 and encodes 1260 amino acids. Gene Ontology annotation, cellular component: cell-cell junction.